AUGAACAGAGUUAACCAAUACAAGUGGGUUCUGUUGGGUGCUGCCAGCAUUGGUUUCUUUAUAGUUACACCAGCAUGCAAGCCAGUGUUUGGUACAGUGUUCGGUGGUAACCAAGCAAAGGAGGAGCGUCUUAAGCAACUGUUGUCAGAGAUCAAGGGUCAGGAUGGAAGUGAAGAGCAUCAUGAAUCAGGUCACUCUUCAUUGACAUCAAACCAUCAUUAA
This is a messenger RNA of Acytostelium subglobosum LB1, 222 nucleotides long. RefSeq lists its product as hypothetical. The transcript is spliced from 3 exons. The coding region runs from base 1 to 222 and encodes 73 amino acids. The record is from RefSeq and is a predicted model, not a curated record. Lineage: Eukaryota; Evosea; Eumycetozoa; Acytosteliales; Acytosteliaceae.